This is a messenger RNA of Psilocybe cubensis, 2088 nucleotides long. RefSeq lists its product as uncharacterized. NCBI's taxonomy places the organism in Eukaryota, Fungi, Basidiomycota, Agaricomycetes, Agaricales, Agrocybaceae. The transcript has 12 exons. Bases 1 to 2088 code for a protein of 695 amino acids. Gene Ontology annotation, molecular function: protein binding. The record is from RefSeq and is a predicted model, not a curated record.
AUGGAUAAGGAAGACACCGAUUUCCCAUUCUCUUGCGACAUUGAAAUGGUGCAAGGCGAUCAGCUGAAGGAGAAGAGACGCCAGGCGCGAGUCAACUUUUUGGCCAUUCAGGUGGUUAAAUUGUACCGCAAAGCACUACCAAAUAUGACUUACAUGAGGAGUUGCCCACUGCCAAACACAUUGAUCAAUAGUCUACCAACUGAAUUGAUAUGCGAGAUACUUGGUUAUUUACACCCGACAGAUUUGCUGAAUUUGACCCAUAUACAUACUUCUGUAUCGGCCCUUCUAAAGGAUGAAGCUUUCGAUUUCGUUUGGAAGUCAUCCUUCUCGAAUUACCCCGACAUCCCUUGCAUACCUGUGGACAUAGUCGGUCUCAAGUGGGCAGACAUGCUGUUCGGUCCUCUCAUCUGCGAAAACUGUGGAACUAGCCCUGCAAUACCUAACAUUACAUUUUAUCGUCGGCUGUGCGACAUUUGUAACACCAAAGAGUUUAUUGAUUACGAACAAACAGAAGCUGCCCAUCUCCUGUCCAAACCAGCUCAGCUGAUAGCCAUCGACCCUUAUCAUGAAUAUGCAGAGUGUAUCUCGUCGCGUCUACGUAGCAAGACAGAACUAAACGACAUUGAAUUGACCCUUUUGCGGCUUCAAGGGACACCUGAAGAUGCUCGUGCUCUCGAGAAGGCGUUCAUAGAUUAUGAAUCUGAACGACACAAUAUUAUUUCGGAGACGAUCAAUAAAAAUCACGAGGUCGCUUAUUGGGCCAAUUCUAUUCAAACAACUCUCUUCGAGAAGGCUCGGUCCAAAAUUACUACUAUACUGAAGAAUAUUAAGCUACGCUUCAAGGGGAUUGGAGUUGAUCCUCGAGAUCUCCGCGACACACAUUGGGAUAUGGAAAUUUUGACAAAGCUUGCAAACAUCCAUGGCGUGGCACGUUUAACCCGAAAACGGUGGAACAAGAUCCGACCUUACCUCGAGCACGACGUUGCUUUUGCGACAGACAGACGGCUGGCUCGCGAGCGGAAGAUGCUAAUAUGUCGCCGGAUGGAAUUUGUGAAAGAGCAAUGCCGGAAGUUUGCUGAACAAUGGUUGCCAUCGGCCUGGGCAUAUCUACCACCUUUCUACGUCGUUCAAGGUUUUGAUUCUAUCUACAAGGUCAUACACGCGCCGCACGAUCGCGAACUAGAAGAGAAAGAAGUGGACGAAGUAUUGAAGCAUUUGGCUGAGGAAGUAAACAGAUGGCAUAAAGAGAAAAUGGAACAGUUGGUGUCUAUAAUCCCAGACGAUGAAGUCAAAGAGCCAGCUGCAGACGUCAACUGUAUAAAUCUUGCCACGUCGGUUUUUCAUUGUUUUGGAUCCUCUCAGGCUUCACUUCGAAUGGGUGGCUGUUUGAUUGGCUGGGAUGGUGCUGGGCCACAUUUACGGUGUCGUUCAUUACAGCGAUGUUGGGAAAGGCGAUUACAUUUUUCAAGGCGCGGAUACGAAGCGGCGAUCUCUCUCGUCCGGCUCGCAGGCCUGGACCCCCUGACCACGACAAAAUGGGAGAUGGACGCCCUUGACAGACGAUUUGUAUGCAUGAAUUGUCCGCUGGCACACACCAACUCGAGACAGGUCUAUGACUGGACAGAGGCGGUUUACCACGGCAUGUUGACAGAAGAUAACCAGGCUCAUAUGACGUUUUUAUGGAGGCUCCUGGGACCUGAGGCAGAAGCCGACAUCAAGCGUCGCGAGGGCCCUGACCCUUACAUAUGGGAUACAAAUUGGAUUUGCAACCAUUGUUCUGCCCAUUUUGAGAACCGCGUAACGCGAAGGGACGUUAUUAUGCAUACACGCGAAAGGCAUGACAUAUCGCGCCCUGUUGAUAAUCUUGACUAUGUCUACUUUGCGGGCGAUCGCUCACCUCGUCCCCCUGCGCUUCUUCCUGUUGUGGACGCACGUGAAUAUGUAUGCUUGUGGUGCGCUCCGGUUAAACGUCGGCUGUAUCGUUCAAAAACUGUGAGAUCUCACAUCAGGGAUGCCCACGGUAUUGCAGAGCCUGUCGAAACUAACGAUUGGAAAAGGGUUGACAUUUUCUCACCGCCUGGUGAUUGA